Molecule: messenger RNA, 986 nt
Organism: Xenopus laevis (African clawed frog)
Lineage: Eukaryota; Metazoa; Chordata; Amphibia; Anura; Pipidae
Product: selection and upkeep of intraepithelial T-cells protein 1
Exons: 6
Coding region: 129-803 (224 amino acids)
Source: RefSeq, a predicted model, not a curated record
UUGACUAUAGCGGGGGGGGGGGGGCGUAACGUUGUGGUGUUAUUGAGGAAUCGAAAGUAGCUGAAUAAGGAAGUAAUUAGAAGUGGACUGCGUCACAUGGAGUUCGGAGAUCAUUGUCUGUUUCAGGAAUGUUCCAAUGCGGCUGUUGGUUAGGCAUAAUGAUGACAUUCACCAUAGACAAAAUUAUGAUUUGCCUCUCUGUUCUCUGUUGCAUGUUUAAAGUAUCUCUUUCAGUCAGAUUUAAGGUUUUUUCAACCACUUCCGUUGUUUCUACAUUGGGGUCAGAUGUGGUGUUACCUUGUCGUCUGACCCCUGAGAUGAACGCAGAGAAGAUGGAGAUCCGUUGGUUUAAGCCCAUGUACCAGCCGUAUGUUCAUCUUUAUAUUAAUGGGAAAGACGAUUACUCGAUCCAAAUGCCUCAGUUUACUAACAGAACAGAACUGAUAAAAGAGAACAUCACUAGAGGAGUUUUCCCUUUGAGGAUCCGUAAUGUCACAGCUCAGGAUUCUGGGCAAUAUUAUUGUUUUGUUGAGUCUACGGAACAUCAUGGCAGAACAACAGUACUUCUAAAUGUUACUGGUUCCUGCAAUAUGAAGAUUUGCACAGAUCCGCCCAGUGAACUCAAACAAGUCAGCCACAGUCUGGCACAACAUCCACGAAAAAGUCCUCCAGGAUUAUCCAUGAAAACUCGGAGUCACAUUAGUGCAAUCUGUGCCGCAAUCUGUGCCGCUGUACUGUUUGUUUGCAUAUGUAUUUGCCUUCUGUUAAAGAUUCCUGUGAAUGGGAGUUCUAAUCCGGCCUGACCUAAUGGUGGAAUUCAACUCACUCACAUGGAAAGAAUAUCACUAUGUAUUGUAUUGGUAUUAUUCUUCAAUCAUUGUACAUAAAGUUUCUCUGACGUUUGUACUGGUAUGAACUGUGGAUAUGUAUUGUAUGAUUUAUCUUCCCCUUGUCAUUUUAUAAAUAAAGUUAUAUAUACAAACACA